UCCGCCGCCCCCCCGGCAGCCCAUGCCCGGCGCCGCCGAGCUGGAGGAGCGAUUCGGCCGCGUCCUGAAUUCCAUGAACCUUCCCCCGGACAAGAUGAAGCUGCUUAACCAGUAUGACAACGAGAAGAAGUGGGAGCUGAUCUGUGACCAGGAGCGUUUCCAGGUGAAGAACCCUCCGUCCGCCUACAUCCAGAAGCUGAAGAGCUACUUGGACACGGGUGGUGUCAGCAGGAAGUUCAAGAGGCGAGUGCAGGAGUCGACUCAGGUGCUCCGGGAGCUGGAGAUUUCCCUGAGGACCAACUACAUCGGCUGGGUCCAGGAAUUCCUCAACGAGGAGAACAAGGGGCUGGACGUGCUGCUGGAGUACCUCGCCUUUGCCCAGUGCUCUGUCGCGUAUGACAUGGAGAGCACAGAGAACAGCCCCGGCUCUGACAAGGGCAAGGAGCGGUCGCUGGAAGACCUGAAUAAAAGCACCUCCUCAUCCCCCACGCAGGGCUCCUCCAAAACGCGGCCUCUCACUGUAAGGCUGAACCCCUCGCACAGCAGGAAGACGCUGCGCAACUCGCGGCUCGUGAGCCAGAAGGACGAUGUCCAUGUGUGCAUCAUGUGCCUCCGCGCCAUCAUGAACUACCAGUCUGGCUUCAGCCUGGUGAUGAACCACCCAGCCUGUGUCAACGAGAUCACCCUGAGCCUCAACAACAAGAGCGCCAGGACCAAGGCUCUGGUGCUGGAGCUGCUGGCCGCUGUCUGCCUGGUCCGAGGUGGCCACGACAUCAUCCUGGCUGCCUUCGACAACUUCAAGGAGGUCUGUGGGGAGAAGAACCGCUUCGAGAAGCUGAUGGAGUAUUUCCGAAAUGAGGACACCAACAUUGACUUCAUGGUGGCCUGCAUGCAGUUCAUCAACAUCGUGGUGCACUCGGUGGAGAACAUGAACUUCCGCGUGUUCCUGCAGUACGAGUUCACCCACCUGGGGCUGGACCAGUACCUGGAGACUCUGCGCCUCACCGAGAGCGACAAGCUGCAGGUGCAGAUCCAAGCCUACCUGGACAAUGUCUUUGACGUGGGGGCCAUGCUGGAGGACUCGGAGACCAAGACGGCGGUGCUGGAGCACAUGGAGGAGCUGCAGGAGCACGUCAGCCAGUUGACGGAGAAGCUGCAGGAUGCGGAGAACGACUCCAUGGCCAAGAUAGCGGAGCUGGAGAAGCAGCUGAGCCAGGCACGGCGGGAGCUGGAGGCGCUGCGGGAGCAGCUGAGCCCCCCGCGGCCGCCCAGCCCGCCGUCCCCCCAGCCCCAGGAGUGCUACCGGCUGGCGCUGGAGCGGCGGCUGGCGGAGCUCGAGGAGAAGGGGCUGGUGCAGAUCCUGCGUGGGCCCGACGGAGACGUCGCCAUCGAAAUUGUCCCCGUUGUCAUAGAAACCCCCGCAGCCCCCGUGGUUUCUGGAGAGGGCACCGCCACCACCGACACUCCAGCUCCACCUCCCGCACCAGCACCUGCUGCCCCCCCGCCCCCACCCCCUCCACCGCCCCCAGCCGGGCCGGGUGCCCCCCCCACUGCCAACGGUUCAGGUGAGUGUGGCCCAAGGAUGGUGGGGAUGUUCCCUGGGAGGGGUCUGGGGGCACCCGUGUCCCUCCCCCCUCCCCAUGACCCUGCAGUGAAGGUGAAGAAGCCGAUCCAGACCAAGUUCCGCAUGCCCGUCUUCAACUGGGUGGCGCUGAAGCCGAGCCAGAUCGACGGCACCGUCUUCACCGAGCUCAAUGACGAGAAGGUGCUGCAGGAGCUGGACAUGAGUGACUUUGAGGAGCAGUUCAAGACCAAGGCGCAGGGCCCUGCCCUGGACAUCAGUGCCCUCAAGGCCAAGGCCACGCAGAAGGCCCCCAGCAAGGUGACCCUCAUGGAGUCCAACCGGGCCAAGAACUUGGCCAUCACCCUGCGCAAGGGCGGCCGCAGCGUCCAGGACAUCUGCACGGCCAUCGAGACGUACGACCAGCAAGCCCUGAGCCUUGACUUCCUGGAGCUGCUGCUGCGCUUCCUGCCCACCGAGUACGAGCGGACCCUGAUUGGGAAGUUCGAGCGGGACCAGCAGCCGCCAGAGGAGCUCUCGGACGAGGACCAGUUCAUGAUCCGCUUCAGCAAGAUCCCCCGGCUGGCCGAGCGCAUGAACGUCAUGAUCUUCCUGGGCAGCUUCAGCGACACAGCGCAGCUGCUCAUGCCGCAACUCAACGCCAUCAUCGCCGCCUCCAUGUCCCUCAAGUCUUCCAGCAAACUGCGCCACAUCCUCGAGAUCGUCCUGGCCUUCGGGAACUACAUGAACAGCAGCAAGCGUGGAGCUGCCUACGGCUUCCGGCUGCAGAGCCUUGAUGCGCUCCUGGAGAUGAAGUCCACAGACCGCAAGCAGACGCUGCUCCAUUACCUGGUGCGGGUGAUCAUGGAGAAGUACCCGGAGCUCACCGGCUUCCACACCGAGCUGCACUUCCUCGACAAGGCAGGCACAGUGUCCCUGGAUGGUGUCCUGCAAGACGUGCGGAGCCUGCAGCAGGGCAUGGAGCUGACCCGCAGGGAGUUCAUGAGACAGGACGACAGCCCCGUGCUCAAGGACUUCCUCAAGGUCAACUCGGAGGUGAUGGAGAAGCUGCAGGCUGACAGCAAAACCGCCAAGGAAGCAUAUGAGUCAGCUGUGGAGUAUUUUGGGGAGAACUCCAAGACCAGUCCCCCCACCACGUUCUUCCCCAUGUUCAUGCGCUUCAUCAAAGCCUACAAGCAAGCAGAGCAGGACAUCGAGCUGUGGAAGAAACAAGAGGCUGCAGCCAAAGAGGCAGAAUCCUGUUCCCCUGGCAGUGAGCAGCAGCCCGAGCUGCCUGUCCAGAAGGCCAGGAGGCAGCAGAUGGACAUGAUUGCUGAGCUGAAGAAGAGGCAGAUGGUGAAGGAGCCGCUCAUCUACGAAGGCAAAGAUGGGGCCAUCGAGGAUAUAAUUUCAGAUCUGCGGAACAACCCGUACCGGCGGGGGGACAAGGCCCGCGGCAGCGCCAAGAAACGGGCGGCGGGGCAGAGCCUGCAGGCGACGCCGGACAUCGCGCUGUGA
Messenger RNA from Sturnus vulgaris (Common starling), 3079 nucleotides. NCBI's taxonomy places the organism in Eukaryota, Metazoa, Chordata, Aves, Passeriformes, Sturnidae. The record is from RefSeq and is a predicted model, not a curated record.